Porites lobata is the source of this 2156-nucleotide messenger RNA. The record is from the annotation of a GenBank genome assembly. Lineage: Eukaryota; Metazoa; Cnidaria; Anthozoa; Scleractinia; Poritidae.
AUGGCGGCUUGUUUUAAGCUUCCAUCGCUCGCUAAAAGGCCAAAACCAAAAACACAGUUUCCUGAGUUCGAAUGGAGUGAGGUAACUGUAGAGAAGGAGCUCGGAAGCGGUACGUUUGGUUCAGUUUACCUUGUCAAAUACGAGAAAGAACACCGUCGAAAUGUUAUUGUGAAAAAAAUGAAAGGUGAAUCGGCUGAAGCAAGACGUCGAUUCGAGAAGGAAGCGGCGAUCCUAAAAACCGUGAAAGGCCAUAGAAAUGUGACUGAGUUUUUAAGAUUUUGCCGAGAACCCUACGCCAUAAUGAUGGAGCAUGCUUGUUUUGACUUCAAUCCGUUGGGAGUUAAAAAACAGGUAAAUUCGCUUGAAGAUUUUUUACAUUUCGUUGAUGCGGAAUUCGACUUUACGUCGUUCGCAGAUGUCUUGUUACUGUGUGCGCGGGACGUUGUUUCCGGAUUGGACUUUCUCCACAAGAACAAUAUCGCGCACAGAGAUCUAAAGCCAGGGAACACCUUGGUCUGCAAUCAACAUUACAGCAAACAGAAUGAUGUGGAUCUGGCCAAAUCCUAUGCUGAAUGCCCCAUUGUCUGCAAACUUGCAGAUUUUGGUUUGAGUCGUUCCCCUGACAUGCAGACAAGCACAUUUUUAAAGCCGAAGACGGAAUCACCUUGCCGUGGCACACCUGUAUUUAUGGCACCAGAGAUCCUAUUAGAAGAUCUAAAGUUCGCUGGUCAGGAGGACCUUAAAAAGGCUGAUAUUUGGGCUUUAGGCCUCAUGAUGUUCUCGAUGAUAAAUCCAAAUCUUUCUAAUCCAUAUCGUGCUGAAUUUGAAGCUUCUGGUGUCCCAUUCUCGGAAAAGGCUUUGAGAAAUACCUUGAGACAGCAGAAGCUACCCCGUCCUGACGUCAAAUACGAGUCUUUCCGGACAACUCAGUGGUGGCAAAUUGACGACGUCUUCAAAUUAUGCACACAAUUUGACCCAGAAUCAAGACCGACUGCCGCUGAAGUUCUUAGGCUCCUAGAUACUAAUCAACCGGAGGCAUCUCUACGUUUGAUGAAUUUGUCUGUGAAUCAGAGCUCUGCCCAGACACCACAGGAUGACGGUACCAACUGCUGUGCGUUCCUUGCCCUAACCAUUUGCGACAGAUUCUUGAACGAGGUAAAAUUAGACGCGAAUAAUAAUAAUAAUAAUAAUAAUAAUAAUAAUAAUAAUAAUAAUAUUUUUUUUUUUAAAAAUAAUUAUUUUAUUCUCAACUCUAUAAAAUGCUUACAAUUAAAUAAUAAUAAUAAUAGUAAUAAUAAUAUUAAAUAUGUUUAUUUCUCACAUUCUCGCAGCUCACUGAUUCAGAAUUAAAAUGUUGUUACAAUACAAAAUAUAUAGAAAAUUCCAAUUUUGAGGGGGACUGGGUUUACAAUAAUUGAUUAGAAAAGUUAAACACUACUGCUUAUUAUAAUUUACAAGGAAUAUGGGGAAAAAGCUGGAUCGCGGUCUUUCAGUUCUACAUUUGGUUAAUGUAAGUUAGUUUGUUAAUCGAAUAUCGGUUCACAACUGUAUCCAUUCAUUCAUUCAUUCAUUCAUUCAUUCAAUAUGCAUCUGUAUAAUUCUCCAGUUAAUAUAAUUAUUAUUACUUUAAGGUUAACGAGAAAAGCGAUGUUCAGUGGGAUGACGUCAAACAAAUCGCUGAGGACACUAUCAUUAAUCUACCAAGAAUGAUCAACGAACACCGAAAAUUUGAUCAGUAUUAUGACGUGUCUGAAGCAAAACUAAAACUGAAGGAACUUAAGAUCUUGUCUUCCGACUAUGAACUAUCAGAAGAGUGCAUCUCGUCAAACACCGUGUUUUCAGAUAAUGGCAGAACCGAGCUGAUCAAUGCACUAACACAGAAGCUAGAUCAGAGUGAAAGCGCCGUUGCCAUUUACACAUGUCACCCUUACAUAUUCUCAGUGGGAAAGCACAAAGAUGCUCUGUUCUUGGUUGACACUCAUCCUGUUUCUGAAGAUCUUGGAGGGAACUGCAAUGGUCUUUUGUUAUUGACACCAGACUGCAGUCCUCGAUCCUGUAAACUACUUGUCCAAUGGAUUCUGAACCGACUACUCAAAGCGGGGGCAUCGGAAAAGGAACUUCAGAGUUUGGCUUGGCUAACACCAAUUUCAGGUUAG